This is a messenger RNA of Daucus carota subsp. sativus, 3083 nucleotides long. Its product is annotated as U-box domain-containing protein 5. The transcript has 7 exons. Gene Ontology annotation, biological process: protein ubiquitination. Bases 428 to 2680 code for a protein of 750 amino acids. Lineage: Eukaryota; Viridiplantae; Streptophyta; Magnoliopsida; Apiales; Apiaceae. Gene Ontology annotation, molecular function: protein binding; ubiquitin-protein transferase activity. The record is from RefSeq and is a predicted model, not a curated record.
GUAUUGUCUCUAGGACAAUAUAUAAAGCAAAGCUAUCAUUGUCACUUACUUGGCUUCAAGUUUACCUUUCAAUCUUCUUCUUCAUUCUUCAUUUUGCUUUUUGCAUUCUAAAGUCCUAGACUUAGGGUGCGCUUGUUGCUCUCUUCUGUCAACUAGCCUCUUCUUAUAUCUUCUAAUAUUACUUGUCUUCAUAUAACCUGUCAACUCAGAGCUAGGAAGAUUUUAAUGGGGUUUUCAGGAGCUUGAUGAUUGUUUAGUUGUGCUGGUUCUUCUGACAAGUGGGUUCUGGCCAGUUUUCAAUAUUAUUACAGGGCUCGUAUUUUUCCAGCUUUGGUUUGUUGUGUUCAAGAUUCGAAUUCUCGAUAUUCGGUAAGCAGAGCGAGAGAUAUAUCAUCUGAUCAAGAGAGUUGGGAUUGCUUCGUUUCGGAUGGUGAGAGAUGUAGCUUAUGUUACUGACCAGGCGCUGCCGCCUCCUUCUACUCGUGCUGUGAAGGUUCAUUCUCGAAUGUGUACUGAGCUGAUGAAAUUGGUUAGUAUUGGCGCAAAAUUACUUCCACAAAUAGAAGAAGCCCGGCCUGGAGGCUCAGCAGGAAUGCAGGCACUUGUCUUGCUAAGUAAUACGAUCGAGAAAGCAAAGUUAAUAAUUGAAGACUGCUGUCACUCCAGUAAACUCUAUAUGGCUAUUACAGGGGAUGCAAUACUAUCAAGAUGCGAAAAAGCAAGGAAUUCAUAUAUUCAAAGCUUGAGUCAAAUACAAUAUGUGGUCCCAGUCAAAUUAUCCUCAGAGAUUUCACAUAUAAUCUCCGAUCUUAGUGGCGUAACAUUUGUUUUGGACCCAUCAGAAGAAGAGGCUGGUAAGAUCCUGAAGUAUUCACUCCAACAAUUCUCAUCUGCAACAUAUUCAAUAGAAGAAUCUACAAUUCAGUCUGUUCAAAGGGCUGCUUCGAGGCUUCAUAUUACAUCACAAAAGGCUAUCAUAAUAGAAAAAAGAUCUAUUAGGAAGCUGCUUGAUAAUGUUGGUGAUGGUGCUCCUCCAAAGAGAAGAAUCUUAAUAUUCCUUUUAAAUUAUCUGAAGAAGUAUCAAUCCAUAACAAGGGAGAACUUGGAUAAUGCUUCCACAGAGCAUGAAAAUUCCAAUGUGCUUGCUAGCUCUCAUGAGCAGUAUAUUGAGGUUGAAUCACACACAACCUGUCCUCCUGCUGAAGCUCAAGUGGACAUCCUAAGUAGAGCGACACCACCUGAAGAGUUUAGGUGUCCUUUAUCAUGUAGAAUGAUGUAUGAUCCCGUAGUCAUUGAUUCCGGGGAAACUUUUGAAAGGAUGUUUAUACAGAAGUGGUUUAGUGAAGGUCAUGAUACAUGUCCAAAGACUAAAAGGAAGUUGUCUCAUCUUUCUUUAACACCAAAUGUCAGGAUGAAAAGUGUAAUUUCAAGGUGGUGUACUGCAUAUGGAGUGAGCAUUCUUGACCCAUUAAAGCAGUCUGAAGCAAUUCACUUGCAAGAUAAUUCUCUAAACUCAGUUGCUAGCCUGAGCAAUUCCAUGUGUAAUCUGAGUCUUCCAACUGACUUCAGCAGUGUAUCUAUGGGAUAUUCAGAUAGCAGCUUGAAUUCAGAAUCGUCAUUUGAAAAUAUGCCAGAGAGAGGCGACUCUGUAUUUCUGAAAAGAAGUGGUGAUUCUAAAACGACAACAAGAAAUGCCAGGAAUCAUACCAGAGACAGAGAGCAUUUACAAAAACUUGACACACUUCCUUGGGAAUCUCAAUGCAAGAUGAUUGAUGACUACAAGAUUCAUCUCAAAAAUGACAAUGAAACUAUCCAGUUUGCAUCAGAGGAAAAUUUUGUAGAUCCGCUUGUGAAUUUUUUAGAGAAGGCACUUGAUCUUAAUGACGUGAAAGCUAUGAGAGCUGGAUGUUUAUUGAUGUUAGCGUUUGUGACAAAAUCCAGGAGUGGAGGUCAAUACUUAAAUGAAAGAGUGUAUAUUCUGUUGGCUUCAGUUUUCCAUUUGGAAGUAGCGAUAGAAGCGGUCUGCAUAGUUGAGGUUCUGUCUCACUACCAAUACUGCAGAACUAAAAUUGCAGCAUCUGGUGUAAUUUCUUCAAUCAUACGGGUUCUUGAGGCUCAGAACAGAGAAUUGAGUGAGGCAGCCAUUAGGAUCCUGUACAACUUGUCCUUUGACAAUGAAAUUCAAGCCUACAUUGUGGCAACAGAUUUUAUCCGUAGACUGGUACAUUAUUUUGAAGACAGCUCCCUUGAAAAAUAUUGCAUAGCUAUUUUGAAGAAUUUGUGCAACCACGAAGCUGUUAGGGUAUCUGUGGCUGAAACUCAUGGAUGUAUAGCUUCCAUUGCUAGAAUGCUCGAGACAGAUAGUCGCGAAAACCAAGAGCAUGCAGUCUAUGUUCUUCUUUCCCUAUGCUCACAACGUGAUGUAUACUGUCAGUUAGUCAUGGAUGAAGGUGUAAUUCCUGCUUUGGUCAGCAUAUCUGUCAACGGAAAUGACAAAGGAAUGGCAAGUGCGAUGGAACUCCUCCGCCUAUUCCGAGAAAAGACAGAUACGGACGAUAAGCAAGACUGUCCAGAAUCUGAUAUGAACACAUUGAGCGACUCUAGUGACGAUAUUAUAGAGCAUAAGCCAUCUCCAAAGUCUCGUGGUUUUUUCAAGAAGAUAAUGUUCAAAAAUCGGUGACAGGUUCAGAUCAAUUUCCUUUGAUGCCAUUCAAGAGGCACCAAGAUGUUGUCAUUGUAAUCAUAACAUGGAGUGGUAGAAUACGCGAAGCAAGGCUUAAUCCGUCCGAUAGCUGGCGCCUCGAAAGCCUAAUGAUACUGAUUUAGUUGUUGUGACUGUAUAUUUCUGGUGGUAUUAACUUCUGCAGUUCUGCAGUUAUUUAUUGUAGCUGUGUGUGUAUGCAAGGUCAUAUUAACUUGUACUUAUUCCUUUUGUUUGGAAGUGGCCAUCUCCAAACUGAUAUAACAUAAGUGUGUAGUUUUACAUCAUUGUGUAUUUUUGUGUAAUUGUAUAGCUCAGGAAUAUGUAGUACUGCCACUGGUCUCAUAGCAUCUAUAAGCAAUUUUAUUAUCAGUUUUGCUGA